UAUUUCCAAUCAGUUGUCUCUGUAAUCGAUUAUAUGGCCAAGUGGGAACCAAUAUGGCGUGCAGGACUCCUGGCGGUUCAGUGAAAGCUAUAGGAAGGACAGAAACAAAUUGCCUCAGUAGUCUUGGAGAGUAGAGUAAUUUUGGAAAGUGAAUGAACUAUGGUACAGACGAAGCGCAAUACUUAGCAGCACAAAAUUCUGAGGAACUCUGCAGCAGCUGAUGCUUUUACAUACAACAGUCAGCACCUGUCCUGUCGAAGAAAGAGCAAGUCUGUCUGUCUGGUGAAACUGGCAUUCCUGUUCUGGCAGCCAUGUGGGACACAGAGGGUGAAGGUAGCCACCCAACUAUGCUGAUACCACCGAUUCCCCAGCUCAGCAUGUUACGACGUGCAAAAAAGAAAUCAAGACGUAGUAAAAGACGGAGGAAAGGUCCAAGGCCAUUGCAUAUGGAAGGCCAGUCAGAGAUGCAAGAGCCACCACUGCCAGUUAUGUCUGAAGAGGUAGCUGUCUUCCAAACAGCUACGGAGAAGCCCAAGACUGGCAUGAUGCGACGUUUCAAAAAACGAUCGAGGCAAGGUAGAAAGAAGAAGGGGCAGUGGCAACAUCAGAUGGAGGGGCCUUCUAGGAUGCUGGGAAAGCAGCCGAUAGUAACAGCUAAGUCUUCACCAGAUCAUGUACCAGAUGAACCUGUGGCCUCCGAGGAAAGCCCAAAAACGUUAGAUAAACCAUUUAAGGCUGCCCUGGAAAAUAAAUUAAAAGCCUUUAAUAUUGGGAAGAUGGCAGCAGCAAAAAGGACUCUCAGUAAGAAGGAGCAAGAAGAACUGAAGAAGAAGGAGGAUGAAAAGGCUGCUGCUGAACUUUAUGAAGAGUUUCUUGCAGCAUUUGAAGGAGGUGAAGGCAAAGUAAAGGCCUUUGUGAGAGGAGGUGUUGUCAAUGUUCCCAAAGAUGAUGAAGUAGAGGAGAAAAAAGGCAAACUUUAUAAGCCUGCAGCCAAAUUUGCGGAUGUUAAAUGUUCUCAGCAGACAGAAAGGCAGCCAGCACUUCUACCAGAUCCCAGAAAACCUCCACUAAAAAAGGGAGAGAAGGAAAAGAAAAAAAGCAAUUUAGAGCUUUUUAAAGAAGAAUUAAAACAAAUUCAAGAAGAACGUGAUGAACGUCAUAAAACAAAAUCAAGGCUCAGCCGAUUUGAACCUGUAGUCCCUGAGGUGGAAACUCCACGCCGCUCAGUGGAAGGCUCAAGACGAAGCAGAUCUUCAGCUCUGGAUGACUUUGUGCCAGGCUCUCAUGAUGUGGGCGAUCCCACAACGACCAAUUUAUAUCUUGGAAAUAUAAAUCCUCAGAUGAAUGAGGAAAUGCUUUGUCAAGAGUUCGGGCAGUUUGGGCCUUUGGCUAGUGUUAAAAUUAUGUGGCCAAGAACUGAUGAAGAAAGAGCAAGGGAAAGAAAUUGUGGCUUUGUUGCAUUCAUGAACAGAAGAGAUGCAGAACGAGCAUUAAAAAAUUUAAAUGGAAAGAUAAUAAUGUCGUUUGAGAUGAAACUGGGCUGGGGGAAAGCUGUACCAAUUCCACCUCAUCCGAUAUACAUUCCACCUUCAAUGAUGGAGCACACACUUCCACCACCACCGUCAGGAUUGCCUUUUAAUGCUCAGCCUCCAGAAAGGUUAAGAAACCCCAAUGUGUCUCUGCCACCUCCACCGAAAAGCAAAGAAGAGUUUGAUAAGACUCUCUCGCAAGCCAUAGUCAAAGUGGUUAUCCCAACAGAAAGAAAUUUGCUUGCACUGAUUCACCGAAUGAUUGAAUUUGUUGUACGCGAGGGUCCUAUGUUUGAAGCAAUGAUCAUGAACAGAGAACUCAGGAAUCCAAUAUUUAGGUUCCUUUUUGAGAAUCAGAGCCCAGCUCAUGUUUAUUAUCGGUGGAAACUUUUCUCCAUAUUACAGGGAGAGUCUCCUACUAAGUGGAGGACAGACGAUUUCAGGCUGUUUAAAAAUGGCUCCUGGUGGAGGCCACCACCUCUGAAUCCUUACCUGCAUGGUAUGACUGAGGGAAAAGAAGCAGAACCAUCAGUUGAAGAAGAAUCUGUUAAGAAGGGUGGACUCCAAGAGGAAGAGAGAGAUAGGUUAGAAGAAAUUCUCCGUGGGCUGACACCUCGAAAGAGUGAUAUUGGUGAUGCUAUGGCUUUCUGUCUGAACCAUGCUGAAGCCGCAGAAGAAAUUGUUGACUGUAUUGCAGAAUCUCUUUCAAUUCUUAAGACGCCAUUGCCUAAAAAGAUAGCCAGACUGUAUUUGGUGUCAGAUGUUUUGUUCAAUUCCUGUGCUAAAGUCGCCAAUGCAUCAUAUUAUCGGAAAUUCUUUGAGUCAAAAUUGGGCCAGAUAUUUGCUGACCUGAAUGCUGCAUACAAGUCUAUACAAGGUCACCUGCAGUCUGAAAAUUUUAAGCAAAGGGUCAUGGCAUGCUUCAGAGCCUGGGAAGACUGGACUGUUUAUCCUGAUCCCUUCCUUAUCCGACUUCAGAACAUCUUCCUUGGACUUAUGAAUGUAGAUGAGACAGAGCUCCCCAAGGAAGUUGAAGAUGACCUGGAUGGUGCUCCUAUUGAAGAAGAAGAGCUGGAUGGUGCCCCACUGGAUGAUGUUGAUGGCAUCCCUAUUGAUGGAACUCCUCUUGAUGACCUUGAUGGUGUUCCCCUCAAAUCUCUAGAUGAUGACCUGGAUGGAGUACCCUUGGAUCUGCCUUUGGAACCAGCAAUGCUUCCUGAGCCAGUAUUUAAAGUUGCUCCUUCCAAGUGGGAAGCAGUAGACGAAUCAGAACUUGAAGCUCAGGCUGUUACAACAUCCAAGUGGGAAAUGUUUGAUCAGCAAGAACAUUCUGAGGAAGAAGAGGAAACACAGCAAAACAGCCAAGAAAAAGAAGAAAGUGAGGAUGAUGAGGACGAUAGCCAGAGUUCUGAGUCUGAAGAGACACACACUUAUUACAACCCAGUUAAAGAGGAAAUACCUGAGUCCAAGUCUUCAACAAAGUAUUCUGAAAUAAGUGAGGAGAAGCGUGCCAAACUCCGAGAAAUAGAGCUGAAAGUGAUGAAGUUUCAAGAUGAACUGGAAUCUGGGAAAAAGGCAAAGAAACCAGAACAGAGUAUUCAGGAACAGGUUGAGCAUUACAGAGAAAAGUUGUUGCUGAGGGAAAAAGAAAAAGAACAGGAACGAGAAAAGGAGAGAGAUAGGAAAGACAGAGAGAAACUUGAAGCUCGUUUUAAAGAGAAGAGGGAUGAGUCUACGCCAACAAGAAAAGAAAAGAAAAGGAAACACAGCUCAUCUCCAAGCCCACCCAGAAGUUCCAGACGAACAAGGUCACCAUCUCCACACUCUGAGCGUUCCGAGAGGUCUUACAAAGAGAGCUCAUGGUCUAGGUCAUCACAUAAAGAUUCCCCUAGAGACCCUGUUAAGAGAGCCAAAAGAUCACGAUCUGGUUCACGAACUCCGAAGAGGUCCAGAAGAUCACGUUCCAGGACACCUAGAAAGUCAGGGAAAAGGUCAAGAUCUCAUUCUAGAUCCAGGUCCCGGUCCCGAUCCCGAUCCCCCCACAGAUCACACAAAAAGUCGAAAAAAGGCAAACACUGAUGAACAAUUCACAUCUCUCUGUGACAUUAUUUUCUGAAAUUGCAGUGUUUAUAAUGUACUUGAACAGUUUCUCCAAAGCAGAAGGCAUUCCUGAAUUUCUAUGAAUGCACAUAUGAUCAUGGAUAACUACAUCUCUAGAACGAGCACUGUUUUAUAUUGUAAAAAAAAGACUUAAUGUGAUUCUCUGGAAUCCGACAUAUUUUAUGAUACGGUUCUUGUGAAAUAUUUGUGUAAUUAUAGUCCUGGUGUAGUGAGAUUUUGUUUUUAGAAUGUUUAGAUAAAAUAACAGUGUUUUCUUUUUUGUAGCUCUGAUAUUUUGAAUUAAAAUGUGAAAUAAAAUUAUUAAAAUUUCAGAGAAUUCCCACAGCAUGCUGCUGACCUAGUCAUGGAGACAGUACAUUGGCAGUUGACUUUGUAUUGUAUAUAAGUAUGCUUUGCAUUAAUGUUUUACAUUUUUCAUGAUAUUCUCCAAUGUCUUUCUGGAGCACAGAGUAGCAUUUUUGACACUUGAGCUAGUAAAUUUCAAAUAUAUUUAUUUUUAUCAAAGAAAAUUACUGAAGCAGCAUGAAUAUUUUCACUGUGUAAAUUGAGAAAGGUUUGAUGCAAAAAAAUUGUAAUUCCAUUUGUGAUUAUACUGAAUUGCAGAACCAGUUCACUGUUUAAUUUUCAGAACUAAAUUGAAAGAGUACAUAUUGUGUCUUGGUUGAACCUCUCUUAUGGAACUGAACAAGGCAGUCGAACUUGUCUUGGCUGUAUUCUUUCCUAUCUUUUGGACAAGGUAAGUUUUAGAAAAGUCUGGCAGUCUUGUCUGCUGAUUGCUGUCACGUCUUCAAGAUGCCCAGGUUGUCCCAAAAAAAAAAAAAAAAAAAAAACCAGAGCUAGCCAUCACAAUAAAAGAUAGCCCCAAGCCCUUUGACACUUCAUAAUUUCAGGCCAAAGAACAUCUUGAUGACAUAGUUCUUUUUUUCUGAAAUGGUAACAUGUAAUGGUGCAAAGAAGAUGCAAGGUAAAAUAAAAAGUGAUAAUAUAGA
This is a messenger RNA of Protopterus annectens (West African lungfish), 4639 nucleotides long. RefSeq names its product U2 snRNP associated SURP domain containing (gene U2SURP). The record is from RefSeq and is a predicted model, not a curated record. Lineage: Eukaryota; Metazoa; Chordata; Ceratodontiformes; Protopteridae. The transcript is spliced from 30 exons. The coding region runs from base 312 to 3608 and encodes 1098 amino acids. Gene Ontology annotation, cellular component: nucleus. Gene Ontology annotation, biological process: RNA processing. Gene Ontology annotation, molecular function: RNA binding.